AUGGCUGCCAAUCCAGAGAUCAACCUUCCAGAGACCUCUGAGCUUGGAGCUACCGAUUCGCGAAGCCAAGCGGGAAUAAGCAUAUUGCCGGACAUGCACAGGACUUCGGCAGAGGAACCCGCAAGUCACGAUUCCACAACCGAACCAGACAACGAGCCAGAGAAAGAAUACUAUUAUGGAAAGAACAGCGCCAGUAGCGAAUUCGCAUCGCAAAAAGACAUUCAGAGUUCAGAAGUCGUUUGGCGAUAUCUCACAUUCGACGUCGAACUUCCGCAUCCGACAACUAUCCAUCCGACGCAACCCGAUCAGGAAGCUCCACCUGGGCCCCCAAACCUUACCAAAUAUACGAACCCUUUCGAUUGGUCCGAGACAAGAAAAAGAUUCACGAUAUGCGUGUCAUGUUUCAUCACGGCGCUUACUGCGUUCUCAGCCGGAGCUUACAGCCCGGGCGUUGGGCAAAUGACGCAGGAAUGGGGUGUCAGCAGUGUUGCAGCGCUUGUCGGCAUCACGACCUUUACGACCGGCUUCGCCAUCGCGCCGAUGGUUCUGGCCCCCUUCUCUGAGAUCAAUGGCCGACGACCAGUUUUCCUCGCUUCUGGUAUACUAUUUGUGAUAUGUCAGCUCUGCUCUGGCCUCACGCAGUCUUAUGCUGGUAUGCUCGUUGCGCGGUUCUUUUUGGGUGUAGGUGGAUCUACAUUCUCGACUAUGGUUGGCGGAGUGGUGUCUGACAUAUACCAUGCUGAGGAUCGCAACACCCCCAUGGCUCUGUUCUCGGGCGCUGCAUUGUUCGGCACGUCCUGGGGGCCAUUAGUGUGUGGCUUUAUUGCACAGAACACGUCUUGGAGGUGGAUAUUCUACGUACAAGCUAUUGCAUGCGCGGCAGUGGUCGUGCUGAUGUGUGUUGUAUUUAAAGAAACCCGCGGAUCAGUUCUUCUGUCCAAGAAGGCCAAAGCUUUGAACAAGUGGUACGAGGCCCGCGAGGCGUCCGGAUAUUAUGGCUUCAACAUCCACGAUGCCGAAAAGCCUGAGAACAUGGUAUCGCAACGUUUGAGAUGGAAAGUACGAUCAGAUGAGGAACGGGCUUCUCUCAGCAAGAUGAUAGGAGUCUCUCUUUACCGACCAUUCCAUCUUCUCUUCACCGAACCCGUAGUAUUCUGGUUCUCGCUCUGGGUGGCCUUUUCCUGGGCUGUACUUUAUCUCACUCUAGCGGCCAUUCCACUGGUGUUCCAGAGCAACCAUGGUUUCUCACUACAACAAGCCAACGCUGUCUUCGCGUCUAUGGGAAUAGCUAGUAUCUUCUCGACUAUAUUGUCAAUUUACCAAGAGAAAAUUGCGAAGAGGAACGGAAAACUAACAGGCACUCCCGAAGGCCGCCUCUACUUUGCUUGCAUAGAAAGCGCCUGUAUGCCUAUUGGUCUUUUCAUGUUUGGUUGGACGAGCUUCCCUGAUAUUCAUUGGGUUGUACCAGCAAUCGCAAUUGGUAUUGCUACUAUCGGAAUCUUCAGCAUCUACCUUGCGACCUUCAACUUUCUCGCAGAUACGUAUCAUCGCUAUGCGAGUUCAGCACUAGCGGCGCAGUCUUUCUGCCGGAACAUGCUUGGCGGAAUCUUCCCACUUAUUACAACUCAAAUGUAUAAUAAACUUGGCUACGGCCCAGCGAGUAGUCUGCUGGGAGGAAUUGGCGCAUUGUUAACCAUAGUACCUUGGAUUCUGGUCUUCUAUGGUCCUAGGAUCAGAGCGAGAAGCAAAUUUGCAAGCGAAAUCAUGGAUGUUACCAGUUGA
Molecule: messenger RNA, 1782 nt
Organism: Alternaria alternata
Lineage: Eukaryota; Fungi; Ascomycota; Dothideomycetes; Pleosporales; Pleosporaceae
Product: MFS general substrate transporter
Exons: 2
Coding region: 1-1782 (593 amino acids)
Biological process (GO): transmembrane transport
Molecular function (GO): transmembrane transporter activity
Source: RefSeq, a predicted model, not a curated record